CCUCGAACCUUUGCUGCAAAAUGUUCAGUUGGUAUCAACGAAGUUUAAUCCAGCGCCCUGUCCUGACCCAAAGUUUAACCACGGCGUGUCUCUUCGCCGUGGGAGACGGUCUAGCGCAGCAAGGGGUGGAGAAGAAAGGCCUUGCUCGUCAUGAUGUAACCCGUACUGCCCGCAUGGCACUCUAUGGUGGAGCUGUGUUCGGUCCGGUUGCCACGAAAUGGUUUCAAUUUCUGCAGAACCGUAUCAAUCUCGGCACCCCGGGGAAAACCCUCGUGGCUCGUGUCGCCACAGACCAAUUAGUCUGUGCUCCCACCAUGAUUGGUGUAUUCCUCUCCAGCAUGUCCCUCAUGGAAGGAGGUGAUCCGAGGGAGAAGCUGAACAAGACGUAUUGGGAAGCACUCCGGACGAACUGGAUGAUCUGGCCCGCCCUGCAGACCGUGAAUCUGUAUCUCGUACCGUUGCAGUACCGAGUCCUGACGGUCAACGUAUUCAAUAUUGGUAUGUAACGUCGAAUCAUUUCUUGGGGAUGAGUGUAUACUAAUUCCGUCAGGGUGGAAUUGCUUCUUGAGCUUCUUGAACAGCGCCGAUAAUGGCCAGCUACAAGAGCUACCUGUUCUGUGAUUGCUACUGGGCUACUUGACGAACACGAGCCUAGAGACCGGUCAACCAGGCACGAUGCGCACAGUGUUGGGGCGGGAAAGGGUCGAUCAUUGUUCUCCACUUUUAUUUUGCACCUUGACAUGAUAGAGGAAUGACGGCAUAUUUCCCGUUCGGGAUAAAAACCCGCCUAUCGUCGGAGUUCCCAAUCCGGUAUUUCCGGCACCUUAUAUAAAUGAACGUCGCGUCAGAAGUUGUAACAUAUUCGGUAUAUUAG
Molecule: messenger RNA, 874 nt
Organism: Aspergillus pseudotamarii
Lineage: Eukaryota; Fungi; Ascomycota; Eurotiomycetes; Eurotiales; Aspergillaceae
Product: Mpv17/PMP22 family protein
Exons: 4
Coding region: 21-506 (161 amino acids)
Cellular component (GO): cytoplasm; mitochondrion; membrane
Source: RefSeq, a predicted model, not a curated record